Messenger RNA from Cladophialophora yegresii CBS 114405, 297 nucleotides. RefSeq lists its product as uncharacterized. Lineage: Eukaryota; Fungi; Ascomycota; Eurotiomycetes; Chaetothyriales; Herpotrichiellaceae. The transcript has a single exon. The record is from RefSeq and is a predicted model, not a curated record. Bases 1 to 297 code for a protein of 98 amino acids.
AUGGGCUCCGUUGUGUCCAAGUUCGCCUCCUGCAUCAAGCAGGCUUUUGCCUAUUUGGCGAAGGCGUUUCCCUGGCCGCCGCCAGCGCGUAAGGCACAGGCAGCGGUGGCCCCGGAGCCAAUUCUCCGGGAGCCGAUCAACAGCUUCUGCCGCAAGAUGCGGGCAAUAAAGGCACGGCAGUACGUGUCGUUCCAGGAGGAUCUGCCCAGGGCAGACGCCCCUCAAUUCUACAAGGUGCGGAAGCAGGGAAGAAGCCUGCUCAUAUUGCACGGCAACAAAAGCAUGAUCUGGUACUAG